GAAUGAGGGAGCACCCUUCCAUUACUGUGUGUGACCUGGCGGACCACAUAGAGAGACUCAAGGCCAAUGACGGCCUGCGCUUCUCACAGGAGUACGAGGUAAGAUGGAGGAAUUAUCGUCCGUCAGUGUCUCUCUACCUCCUAAAGAAAAAUAGGAGAUUUAGACAUUUGCAUUUAAAGUGGCAUAUUUUCAGAAAGGAAAGCCUAUAGGAAGAGCAGGAGGUUAGUUGUCUGUGGGCCAACUAUCCUUCGAACAUUCAACAAUAACAUUCUAGUUUUUAUUUGUUGUGUAAUGGGAUGGAACUCUCUUGGUGCCAACAUGAUGUGUGUUAGAAUUCUACAUUUCAGAGUUUGCUCAGUAUACUCUAUCUGUAGUUCUGGGCUGGCUAAUUCCCAGGUAGAGUACCCUAGGAGUUUAGGGAUUGUUGGCAGGCUGGUGCUUGUGUCAUCCAGGAUAUGGUACUCUUGCUAUAAUGAGCAUAGUUUGUCAAUCACAGGCUGUUUUCGCCCUGUGGUAGUGAUCUGCUGCCGUCUAGCCUGCUCUCAUAGCUCUAUCAUUAUCUGCAUUGAACACUCUCCUCUCCGGCAUGUCCGAGAGAGAUGUGCCAGCUUGGCGCUUUGCUUUCUCUCCUCUUCUCCCCCCGACUCUACCUGAGUGUUUGCCAGAGACCGUCAGUCUAGCAUGCCCGCUCUUUGCUGUUUUCUCAAAACUGGAGAACGCCUGUGACAUUUUUUCACUGCAAAAUAAAUGUUUCUUCACGAACAGGCAGGCAGGCAGACAAAUUGAUGAUGUGGUGGCUGUAGUGGGACAUCAUAUAAAUGAUGUCCCACUACAGGGUUGUUUAUGCCUCUGUAACAGUUUAGCUUUGUUUACUGUGGAGGAGGAAGUUAAUGUGGAGAUUCUAUUGCAGGAGAUUUUGAUGGUAAUAAAGACCAUACACACGCAGACACAGGCAGCCUAAUGGACUAAUGCGGUACAAAGAGCAGAGUGUUGGUCCUACUCUGACAUUAUCAAGCAGUGGGGGGAAAGAGGCUGUUGCUGUAUCACCCAAAGAUCAAUACAAAUCCAAGACCUGGUUUGCGUCCCAAGUGGUAUCCUAUUCCCUAUAUAGUGCUCUACCUUUGACCAGGGCCCAUAGGGACGCAUAUUUGGUGUCGUCGCUUCAGCCCUCAGCCACGACGAGCUGCAGGACGCAAGACAGAGAGAGAGAGCGAGAGAACAAGGGAGAUAAGACAGAGAGAGGGAGGAGAGAGAGAGAGGUAGAAGGGGGGAAUGAAGAGAGAAGGCAAAGGAGAGGGAGGGGAGAGAGAGAGGGUGUGGGGGAUGGAGGAGAGAGAGAGGUUGGGGUGGAGGAGAGAGAGAGAUGGAGACAACAAAAGAGAGAGGGGGUAGAGAAGUAAGAUGGCAACCUUUAGCUGAUUACUGUGAAGUUAGCAGUGGUAGUAAUUCAAUAUGGCCGCCCUCAGGGGAGUGGAAGAGAAGAGGCUGGGAGCCUGUAGCCUGACUGCCUGUGAAGCCUUUAUUUAACCCCCUGUUGGAAUGCAAUGACUGGUGAUGUAUUACCUACCCUCUGUGAUAGCCUGAGGAUUUAAUAUCUCUUUCCCUGUCUUUUUCACUUUCUCGCUCUGUCCAUCUCAAUCUCCAUCUGUCUAUCUCGAUCUUUCUUUAAUCUCUCUCAUUCUCUCUCUCUCCCUCCCUUUUCUCAUUUACAUUUAUAUUUUUAGUCAUUUAGCAGACACUCUUAUCCAGAGCGACUUACAGGAGCAAUUAGGGUUAAGUGCCUUGGUCAAGGGCACAUCGACAGAUUUUUCACCUAGUCGGCUCAGGGAUUAGAACCAGCGACCUUUCGGUUACUGGCACAACACUCUUAACCACUCUCCUACUCUCUCUCCUCUCUCUCUUAUCUCCAUCAGUCCAUAGAUCCUGCCCAGCAGUUUACCUGGGAGAAUUCCAACAUGGAGGUCAACAAACCAAAGAACCGCUAUGCUAACGUCAUAGCUUAUGACCACUCCAGAGUUGUCCUGACAUCUGUCGACGGUCAGAGGCCUUCAGCUAUUUGACCUAUUACAGCCAUUAUUCAGGAUUGAGGUGUUCAGUUGCUCUGUAAAUUAUUGAUGUCUAAUGUAUUUAUCUCUAUGGUGGAGUCUCUACACUCUUAGAUUCAUGCAGUUAUUGAAUUACCAAACUAUAUCAUGAAAAAAACAUACAUUUACUGUAUCUCAUACCUUCUCAUUCUUCUCUCCCUUAGCUGUUCCUGGUAACGACUACGUCAACGCCAACUAUAUAGACGGCUACAGGAAGCAGAACGCCUACAUCGCUACUCAGGGCCCGCUUCCUGAAACCCUCAGUGACUUCUGGAGGAUGGUGUGGGAGCAGAGAGCUCACACUAUAGUCAUGAUGACACGAUUGGAGGAGAAGUCCAGAGUGAGUAGACACUAUAGAGAUACAGUGCCUUGCAAAAGUAUUCAGACCCCUUGGCUUUCUUCACAUUUUAUUGUGUUACAAAGUGGGAUUAAAAUGGAUUUGAUUGUCAUUUUUUUGUCAACAGUCUACAACAAUACUCUCUAAUGUCAAAGUGGAUGAAAAAUUCUAAAACACUUUUAAGAUGAAUUAAAAUGAAAUAACUAAAAUAUAGUUGUUGCGUAAGUAUUCAACUCCCUGAGUCAAUGCAUGCUAGAAACACGUUUGGCAUCGAUUACAGCUGUGAGUCUUCUUGGGUAAGUCUGUAAGAGCUUUGCACACCUGGAUUGUGCAAUAUUUGCCCAUUAUUCUUUUCAAAAUUAUUCAUGUUCUGUCAGGAUGUUGGGGAUCAUGGCUAGAGAGCAAUUUCAAUAGAUUUAAGUCAAAACUGUACCUUGGCCACUCAGGAACAUUCACUGUCUUCUUGGUAAGCAACUCCAGUGUAGAUUUGGCCUUGUGUUGUAGGUUAUUGUCCUGUUGAAAGGUGAAUUAAUCUCCCAGUCUUAGAACACUAAUAAUGACCUAAAUGACAGAGUGAAAAGAAUAAUAAAAAUAUGCAGAAUAUUCCAAAACAUGCAUCCUGUAUGCAACAAGGCACUAAAGUCAUACUAAAUGCAAAGCCUUAUGUUUGGGGCAAAUCCAACACAACACACCACUAUGUAACUGUCUCCUUAUCUUCAAGGUGGUGGCUGCAACAUGAUACGGGUAUGUUUGACAUUGGCAAAGACUGGGGAGUUUUUCCAAAAUAAAUGGGAUGGAGAAACUCCCCAAAUACAGGUGUGCCAAGCUUGUAGCGUCAUACCCAAGAAGACUUGAGGCUGUAAUCACUGCCGAAGGUGCUUCAACAAAGUACUGAGUAAAGGGUCUGAAUACUUAUGUAAAUGUGAUAUUUCCGUUUUUUAUUUGUAAUACAUUUGUAGAAAUUUUUAACAACCUGUUUUUGCUUUCUCAUAACGCAGUGUUUUGUGUAGAUUGAUGAGGGGGAAAAAACAACAAUUUAAUGCAUUUUAGAAAUACUUUCCGAAUGCACUGUAUGCGAAUAGUUAUGCACGCCGAAGUUUUCUGUUUUUUUGUCUUAUUUCUUGUUUGUUUCACAAUAAAAAAUAUUUUGCAUCUUCAAAGUGGUAGGCAUGUUGUGUAAAUCAAAUGAUAGAAACCCCCCCAAAAUCAAUUUAAAUUACAAGUUGUAAUGCAACAAAAUAGGAAAAACGCCAAGGGGGUGAAUACUUUUGCAAGGCACUGUAUGGAGAUUGGAGCUAGUCAACAGCAUGCACUGGGCCUGUCCCAAAUGGCAUCCUAUUCCCUGUAUACUACACUACCUUUAAACCAGGGCCCGUAUGGCUCUGGUCAAAAGUAGUGCACUCUAUAGGGAACAGGGUGCCAUUUGGGAUGCUGACCCUGUCUGUCUGGUUGGUCUGUGCUCGCUAUAUUCCGAGGACAGAUUGAACAGCACAUUGAAAAUAAUGUGGACUGUGUCAGACUGUCAGUGUACGUGAUUGGUCUUCUUUCUGUUCUUGUAAUCGGUCAUGUCAUGGUGUAUAAAGCAGACCUGGGGUUCAAAUAUUAUUUGUUUUCUUUCAAAAUCCUUUAGCCGUGUGCUUGAUUGAGCUCAGUGGCGGCUGCUGAGGAGAUGACGGCUCAGAAUAAUAGCUGGAAUGGAGUCAAUGGAGUGGUAUCAACCACAUGGAAACCACGUCUGUGAUGUGUUUGAUACCGUUCCAUUGACUCCAUUCCAGCCAUUAUUAUGAGCUGUCCUCCCCUCAGCAGUCUCCACUGAUUGAGCUUGCCUGUCAGAAUGGAACUAAACUGAAUACUCCCAAAAGUGCAAACUCUGCCUAUCUGGCACUCCAAGGUAAGCUCAAUCAAACGCUGAAAGUAUUUGAAAAGAAAACAAAUACUAUUUGAACCCAGGUGUGAAUUUGGGUUGUGUCAGGUCUGGUCUGUGUGCAUCUGUCAUGGUAUAUAGUCGUUAGCCCUAGUGAUUAGCCCUGGCCCCUCUACCAUCAGGCCUGAUUCAGUGAAAGGUUUGUCCACAGACUGAUGAGUCCAGGUGGUCUCUCCAGCUGUCCCCCACUAGUCGCCAUGUCUGGAUGAAUUAGACACAUCACAUUCAAUGCAUCCCAAAUGGCACCCUAUUCCCUAUAGUGCACUACUUUUGACCAGAGUCUUAUUGGUCCAUAGGGUGCCAUUUUCGAAAACAUUACAUUAUGUCAUAUCCCUGCAUUGCAGAACAGAGCUGUCUGGAUAGCUAACAACACAUUGCGGGUAGAGGCAAACAUAAACAAAGGAUACUGAUGAUCCAGCCGGCAAUUAGCUAAUUGAAAAUAACCGUAACGUCUGGGUUGAUAACGCAGCUUGUUGAUCUGUUCAGAAUGUUCAGCCUGUUCCACAGAGGGAUAGUGGUACCUGGUACGCCAUGUGGCUUUGGAGAGAUAUUGCGCAAUAUUGUUACUGAGAAGCUUCAUACAGUAUUUACCAUGUCUAAUUUCAACACCAACAUGAACUGACUAGGAAAGACUCUGGACCCUCAUUAUAACCUAUUAUAUAGCCUCAAGACUUUUCUAGCGCAGGUAAAACUCUGGACCAUCCUAUUUGUCUUCCUGUUGUAACUGACUGUUUCCUUCCUCUACCAGGUGAAGUGUGACCAGUACUGGCCAGUCAGAGGGACAGAGACGUACGGGAUGAUACAGGUGACCAUGCUGGAUACAGUAGAGCUGGCUACAUACAGCGUACGUACCUUCGCCCUGUACAAGGUAAGGAUUAUCUCUCUUGAGCUCUCUUUCAAUCCCUCUCUGUCUUUCUCUUUUCUCUCUGUCUCUCUCUCUGUUUCUCUCGAUCUCUUUCUCUUUCUUAAUCUCGCUCUCUCUCAAUCUCUCUAUAUGUGUGUGGGUGGGUGUUAGCGUGCUGUUCUGUAUGUGAGUGUUAACUUCCAUUGCACUUUACUUACUGUAUAUGGAAGCACCUCUGUUUCAUCCUCUCCAUUUUGUAUUUAUCUCCUUUUUCUCUUAUCUCCAUUCUGUUGCACUCCUCCUUAAUCACAAUUUGCACAAUUUCUCAUUCUACUAACUCACAUCUCAUGGUUGGUUGAAUUUUUCAGUUCAAACCCCUCUACCGCUGCAAAACACACACACACACACACACACACACACACACACACACACACACACACACACACACACACACACACUAUAAACACCAUGACAUUCUUGUUCCCUUCGUUGACUCUGUCUCUCUUCUAGAAUGGUUCCAGUGAGAAGCGUGAGAUUCGCCAGUUCCAGUUCAUGGUGUGGCCGGACCACGGGGUACCAGCGUACCCCACCCCCAUCCUGGCCUUCCUACGACGGGUCAAAGCCUGCAACCCUCCAGAUGCUGGGCCCAUGGUGGUACAUUGCAGGUAGGUUAAACAGCAGUGUUAAAGGUGUGCUGGUAGAUUACUAUAGUGAAACAGGUAAGGCAACAGUGUUAACAGAAUGGCAGAAUUAAUGUCAUGGAAGAAUGCUAUGAUAAAAGAAACAGGUUAGCAAUCACAGUAACGUUAAUAUUUAUUAUUGUCAGUUACUACUAUUGUAAUAGAGUUGUCUGAAGAUGCACACCCGCAGAAAAGUGGUUUGAGAACUUAAAAAUAACGUCGCACUCUGUAACAGGUAUAAUAACCCUGAUGGUGCCCCUCAGGGAUUAAGAACGUUUUAUUGAAUUGAAUUGAGUUAGGUCUACCUAACGUUUCCCCUUCUCUCUCCUCCCUCAGUGCAUGUUUGAUAUGCAGUAUAGUAAUAUUAACCCUCUUCCUCACUCUCUUUUGCUCUCUUUCUCUCUCUCUCUCGCUCUCUCUCUGUCCGUUUCUCCUCCCUCCCUAUAUCUCUUCGCCCGCCUCUUCCCUCAGUGCGGGCGUGGGUAGAACAGGCUGCCUGAUCGUGAUUGAGGCCAUGCUGGAGCGUAUGAAGCAUGAGAAGUCAGUGGAUAUCUAUGGCCAUGUGACGUGUAUGAGAGCCCAGAGAAACUACAUGGUGCAGACAGAGGACCAGUACGUCUUUAUCCACGAGGCCCUGCUAGAGGCUGCCACCUGUGGCCUCACUGAGGUCCCCGCACGCAACCUGUCCGCACACAUCCAGAAACUCACCCAGCCGCCCACAGGGGAGACCGUCACCGCCAUGGAGCUGGAGUUUAAGGUAACUACUGUAUAAUGACCCAUUCUCAAACUAACCCUUAGGACAUGCUCUAAUUAAGUCAGUGCUUCCAAGCUGUUCUUCAAGUGCCCAAAUUACUGCAUAUUUCUUUCUUACUGUAUAUUUCUUUAGUUCUAUCUCAGAACUAGCACUCCUGAUUCAACCACGCAAGGACUUGAUGAUUGAUUCUUUGAAUCAGCUGCUACAGAUCUACAUAACUAGAACAUAAAUAUACACUCCUUACUUGGAGAGCCGAGCUGUUACCUCAUUGGUCCCCCACCCUCUCUCCACCCUGUGAUUGGACAGUGACAGUUUAGUAGUUUCCUCUCUGCCUCCCGUUUGUUCAUUCUGUAAUUAGUGUCUUUAUGACCUUAUUUGUCCUGUUUGAAGUGUGGGUAAUGGUAAGUAAUGGAAACAGCAGGUGUCUACUCUCUUUCCUGCUAGCUAGAUGAAGAGACCAACGUUACACAUCCACAUUAUCUACAGUGAUCUAUCAUCUAAUGAUAGAGCGAGAGAGGUGGAAGUAGAGAGAGAGAGAGAGAGAGAGAGAGAGAGAGGGGAGAAGUAGAGAGACAGAGGGCAGGAAGAAAGGGGAAGAGAUGGAGGGAAAUAGAGAGAGGGAGAGAGAGAGAGAGAGGGGAAAAGUAGAGAGACAGAGGGCAGGAAGAAAGGGGAAGAGAUGGAGGGAAAUAGAGAGAGGGAGAGAGAGAGAGAGAGAGAGGGGAGAAGUAGAGAGACAGAGGGCAGGAAGAAAGGGGAAGAGAUGGAGGGAAAUAGAGAGAGGGAGAGAGAGAGAGAGAGGGGAGAAGUAGAGAGACAGAGGGCAGGAAGAAAGGGGAAGAGAUGGAGGGAAAUAGAGAGAGGGAGAGAGGGGGGUGAUGGUGAUUGUAGGGCUACAGCCCAACAGGCAGUCUGGCCACCACACACACAGCAACGCCAGGUCUCUGUCCUGUUCUGUCAAUCUGUGGUGUGAGAGCUGCAAGGCCCAGCACAGAGCCAGUCAUGUCACACCUAACCACUCCCACCCAUGAGAGGACAGCAGGGCUCUGAUGUAUGUUGGCCUGAUCUGGGUACUGUCGCUGUGACUAAACCUAGUAUACUGUAUCCACUACACCCAUCAAUACUAUACUGUACCAGCCUAUUACUAUUAGAUAUAGUGCUCCGUGUGCUGGCAUUUUGCAUGCUUUUAAUCACCUGCCCUGAGAAAGUAAUAUGGACUAUCCCUCUCAAAUUAAUCACCGUAUAUUAAGUACAUGUGACUGAUACCAUCUCCUCUUCUACAUCUCUCUCUUCUCCUCCUCUCUUCCCUCCCUCUCUAACAGAGACUGGCUAACUCCAAAGCCCACACCUCCAGGUUCAUCAGUGCCAACCUGCCCUGCAAUAAGUUCAAGAACCGGCUGGUGAACAUCAUGCCCUUCGAGUCGACACGCGUGUGCCUGCAGCCUAUCAGAGGAGUGGAGGGGUCUGACUACAUCAACGCCAGCUGCAUUGACGGAUACAGGUAAGUGAGCAGAACUACAGGGCAUUCUAUGCAUUGUCUAUGGAAUCAUAGGCUAGUUAAUAGGGGUUUGGAUCAGUCCAAGGGUGGGCUGGGCUGUCAUCACUUGCCCCCAUUAGCUAAUAAGGCCAAGAGCCUUCUUGAAGGGACAGGGAUGAAAUGAGGCCUCUCACAGUGGAGAGAUGGAAAGAGAUAAGAGAGGAGAUGUGAAGAGAGGUAAGAGAUGACAGCUGAUCACUUUGACGGUGGAGAGAGGGAGGAGAAAAGGAGAGCAGAUUGUUGUAACAUUAAGUUAAAUAGCAGAAUGCAGUCAGACAGAAGAUAGACAAGGAGGGAGUUUGUGAGCGUGAUAUGUCAUCCAGUCCAUAUGGGGAGGGAGGCUCAGACACACAGGUUCUUCCUCCUCUUCCCAUUCAUCCCAUAAACUUUAACACACAGCCUGUUUCUCAUCCUUAUCAGUGUUAAUGAAAGGUGCUCCCUAGAGACCCAGACUGCUUCGUCACUGUGUAAAUAGCUUAAUGACCACUGCUCCCACUAACAAGAGGGUGUGUUUUAAUGAAGUGUGCGUGUGUGUAUCCAGGUUAUGCUACACUUCUUGACAGGGAGAUGGCAUCAUCAUUAGGCUGAGGUAUCGGACUGUACCUUAGGCACAAGGCAGUCGUGUGUGCGUGUGCGUAUGUGUGUGCGUGUGGUAAAUCUCAGACAGAGAGGUCAGUGUUCUGUUCUCCUUUUCACACCCCAGUGGAGAAGGAAAAAGAGGAUGUCCUACUAUGUUCUCUGAUGACCAGCAGGAAUAAAGAGUGCUUCUUUCUUUCUUUCUUCUCAUCUCUUGCUCUCCUCUUCCCAUCCAUCCUCUCUCUAUUUUACUCCUCUCUCUUGCUAGUUUCCUUUUAUAUUUCUCCUCUCCUCUGCUCUGUUGUUAUAUUUCUUUAUUUGUGUGAGGAGCUGGGCCCAGAGCAUCACUCUAAUCUCCUGGUUCCACAUUAUUGCCUAGCCUGCAGCACCUUCAUUAGUUGUUCACCCGUGUCUCUCUUUCUCUCUCUCUCCCUACCUCUUUCCCCCCUCUCUCUGUGUGUGUGCGUGCAUGCGUGUGCGUGUUGCAUGGUACCCUGUGUUGCAUGGCACUCUACUGCCACCUACAGACAGUGAGCAGAGGUUCAUUGCCAGAAUUGAAGUCAGUCAGAAAACAUAACCUUACAUUUGACAUUUUAGUAAUUUAGCAGAUGCUCUUAUCCAGAGCGACUUACAGUUAGUUUCAAAGAUGAUUGUUAGUAGGAAGGGGGUUUUGACAGAGUGGUAGUCUAACAGAGUGUGUCUCUCUCUCUCCUGUCUCUCCACAGACAACAGAAGGCUACUUUGUAAGUUAGUUGUUAUCUGUGUAGCUGUAUUCUUACAGUCUGUUUCUCUCUCCUCUCCCCAGACAACAGAAGGCCUACCUGGCCACUCAGGGCCCUCUGUCUGAGACCACUGAAGACUUCUGGAGGAUGCUUUGGGAACAUAACUCUACCAUAGUGGUCAUGCUCACCAAAAUCAGGGAGAUGGGACGGGUAAGAUACACACACACACACACACACACACACAGAUACGGUACACACACACCACACAAUCACACCGUAUGCAUACACACACACACACACACACACACAGAUACAGUACACAUACAGAUUGUACGCACUCACGCAAAGAUGCGCGCACGCACACACACACACCCUGUUCUAACCCUGGUUGUGUGUCCCUCUGCAGGAGAAAUGUCAUCAGUACUGGCCUGCGGAGCGCUCAGCCAGAUACCAGUACUUUGUAGUGGACCCCAUGGCUGAGUACAACAUGCCCCAAUACAUCCUACGAGAGUUCAAAGUCACUGACGCAAGGGUGAGUGAGGGAGGGUUAGAGCACCUGUUUUGAAGAAGGUUUUACUUGCAAUGUGGUUGUUUUUACCUACCUUAGUUGAAUGCACUGACUGUAAGUUGCUCUGGAUAAGAGUGUCUGCUAAAUGACAAAAUGUAAAUGUAAAAUGGAGUUAAUGUUCUAUAGAGAUCAGUGGAGGGCUGCUGAGGGGAGGACGGCUCAUAAUAAUGGCUGGUGCGGAGCGAAUGGAAUGGCAUCAAACAAAUGUAAACCAUGUGUUUGAUGUAUUCAAUACCAUUCCACUCAGCGACUGCUUCUCUAACAUACUCCUCCUAUUGGUUCCCUCAGGAUGGUCAAUCCAGGACGAUCCGCCAAUUCCAGUUCACUGAUUGGCCAGAGCAAGGAGUGCCAAAGACCGGGGAAAGGUUCAUUGAUUUCAUUGGCCAAGUGCAUAAAACCAAGGAGCAGUUUGGACAGGAUGGACCAAUCACUGUUCACUGCAGGUAAGGAGCCUUGGCUGAACAGCCAAUAGAAUAAGCCCUACAAUCUUUUGGGAAGCCAUAAUAACAUCCUCUUCAAUGGACAUCAAUCUUUAUUGGAAUAAUACUAAUAUUGCCCCAUCCACACCCUUUGCAAAUGAAGCCCUGUCACCUGGGGUCGUAUUCACUGCUAAAUUUAAUGUAGCUACCCAGCCAUUCCUGUCACAUUUCACAUUACACAUUUCAGUGUAUCUUUGUGUAUGGCAAGGUGUGUGUUCAUAUGUGUGCAGAUACAAGGUGUAUAGACCCAAUCGGUAUUAGACAGAACAUCACGACCCUGCCCGCCUGUGGGGAAAACAACCUGUGGUUACCUAGGUUACCCCAUUGGCUCAUAGCAAAAACUUUAGCUUUUUCAAAUGCAAUUCUCUUGUUGUGUGCUUGAUUUAGUCAAUUACGAAACUACAUUUAAGAAAAGUACAUGUCUAAAGAUUACUUUUCAACAUUGCCUGCUCCCUAACAUAAUAUUGUAGGGCUUCCCUCAAGCCCCUUUUCAUGACGAUGCUAGCAGCCACUUGAGUGAGUGAGUGCAAGAUAGCUCCCAACCAAAACAUUAAGCUAGCCAAGAGCAACAACACAAACAAACGGACCUAGUCAUAUUAUUUUACUAUCAGCCAUUGUUGCCGUUAAUGCUCAUUCGUUAAUGCAUCUUUAAGGGCGUCUUUAUGAAGCUUGUUGGUGCAUGCUUACUUUCCAAAUAAUCCUAAUGAGGUCCAUGCAGGCCAGACGUUUUAAUUGCUAUACCCUAUCUGAAAGAGCAUAUUACAAGGUUUUUCAUUAACCUAGUUGUGCCAAACAACACUAAGAAUUCCACAGAUGUUCUCUGUUUCAAAAUAUAAUGUUUUCCUAGUAUAACCACAGCUCUAUGCCUACCGAUGACAAUGAGCUAAUACCCAUUUGGGGAAAAUAUCCUUUCUAUUUUAUUCUGUUAUAUUCCAUCAUAUUCUUAUUUUAAAAUAUAUGUGUGACUGUGGUAGGGCUUGGGAAUAUAAGCGUGUGAUGUCUGCUAAAUGAACAAGUUAAUUUCAUUGACAUGGCACAGCUUUAUCCUCAGCUACUAUAGCACAGAUAAAUACAUCUUAAAACAUGCAAUUAUGUUCUUUUGAAAUAAAAUGUUUUAAUAAUCAUGUGUUUUAUGACCUUCCUAAACAUAAUAUUAAUGGAUUUAUUUGUGAUUGUGUAUAUGAAAUUGAUUUAUUAGACUGGCAGCUAUUGGUAGGCUACUCAUCGCGUCCUGGCUAUUCUAUUGUUAAUAUGCAUACGGUGCAGCAGACCUUAAUGGCGCUUUGAGGAUGAAAUGCUCCGAAAGUUUUUGUCUUUUAUGAUAUUUAUCUCAAUGUAGGCCUACUGCUAGAGUGUAAAAACCUGAUAGUGUAACACCACAACAGUUUUAGUAAGUAAUAGGUUACAGUCCAGUUACAGCUUCUUCUGACAAAGUAGAAACAAAAAAAUAAGUGUAUAUUUUCAGGUGUGCGCGCGGGACAGAGGAAGAGCAAUUCUUACACUAUUGUUCAAAAUUCAAUCACCCUCUUCUUCUUCAUCUUCCUCAUUCAAAUUAAAUUGUGAAGUCAUGUGCACAAUUAUCAGUUUCUAUUUGGUUUAUAUCACCCAUUCAUUGACGUCAUUCAUUCAGUGAGGAGAGAGACACAUUAGCGCCUGGGGACCAACAUUUUAAACUGUACCCAAAAGCAUAAUCAGAUCUCCAACUCCCCCUUGCAGUGGUCUGGAGCAAUGAAGCAGUGACGCAGUGUAACGUACUAUACCACAAUUUACCUCAAUGUCCCACGGCAUAAUCUAAAAACUUUUAAUUGAGGAACCACCGGACAUGUACAUUGAACAACACAGCAGCUUUUCAGCAUGUUUUGUUAUUUCUGUAUAACAACAAAUCUACUACGAAGUUGCCUCUUUUACAAUGGGGGUCAAUAGGAAAGAAUGUUGAUUUCUCCACAUUUCUGGACGUGGUCUAAGGGAAUUCCUUUUUAUUACGUAAUACCUACUGGGACUAUGAAGUGUGUGUUAAAGUCUGUGUUCCUCUUUCUCAGUGCCGGGGUGGGCAGGACCGGGGUCUUCAUCACUCUGAGUAUCGUGCUGGAGAGGAUGAGGUACGAAUGGGUGGUGGAUCUCUUCCAGACCGUCAAGACGCUACGCACCCAGAGACCUGCCAUGGUGCAGACAGAGGUAUGGAGGACUAGACUGCAAAGUAGGGGUUUCAAACAUACGGCCUGCGGGUCGGAUCAAGUCCAAUCCAGCCUGCGGAUGGUUUGAGUAAAAAAGUUACAAGUUAUUUUUUACAUUGUAGAAUAAUAGUGAAGACAUCAAAACUAUGAAAUAGCACAUAUGGAAUCAUGUAGUAACCAAAAAAGUGUUAAACAAAUUCUUGAGGGAAACCUGUUUCAGUCUUCCAGAGAUUUGAGACUGGGACGGAGGUUCACCUUCCAGCAGGACAAUGACCCUAAGCAUACUGCUAAAGCAACACUCGAGUGGUAUAAUCAGAUCUCGAGUGGUAUAAUGUGGUCCUCUGUAGCUCAGCUGGUAGAGCACGGCGCUUGUAACGCUAAGGUAGUGGGUUCGAUCCCCGGGACCACCCAUACACAAAAAUGUAUGCACGCAUGACUGUAAGUCGCUUUGGAUAAAAGCGUCUGCUAAAUGGCAUAUUAUUAUUAUAUUAUUAGUAUAAGGGGAAACAUUUAAAUGUCUUGGAAUGGCCUAGUCAAAGCCCAGACCUCAAUCCAAUUGAGAAUCUGUGGUAUGACUUAAAGAUUGCUGUACACUAGCAGAACCCAUUGAACUUGAAGGAGCUGGAGCAGUUUUGCCUUGAAGAAUGGGCAAAAAUCCCAGUGGCUAGAUGUGCCAAGCUUAUAGAGACAUACCCCAAGAGACUUGCAACUGUAAUUGCUGCAAAAGAUGGCUCUACAAAGUAUUGACUUUGGGGGGUGAAUAGUUAUGCACACUCAAGUUUUAUGUUUUUUUGUCUUAUUUCUUGUUUGUUUCACAAUUAACAAAUAUUUUGCAUCUUCAUAAUGGUAGGCAUGUUGUGUAAAUCAAAUGAUACAAACCCCCAAAAAAUACAUUUUAAUUCCAGGUUGUAAGGCAACAAAAUAGGAAAAAUGCCAAGGGGGGUGAAUACUUUCGCAAGCCACUGUAAAUCACCCAGAAAGUAUACCUCUCUAUUGAUAUCACAUACAUUAUCAAGCAUUUCACACAUGUUAUCCAGAUACUGACUGUUAGCACUUGGUGGUCUAUAGCAGCUUCCCACCAGAAUUGUCUUUAGGUGAGGCAGAUUAACCUGUAUUUAACAGUAUUUAACAUGAGAUCCUCUCUAAUCUUCACAGGAAUGUGGUUCUGAAAUUAUACAGCAACACCUCCACCAUUGGCAUUUCUAUAUUUUCUGUAAAUGUUAUAACCUUCUAUUGCUACCACUGUAUCAUCAAAUGUAUUAUCUAAGUGAGUUUCAGAGAUAGUUAGAAUAUGAAUGUUAUCUGUUACUAGCAAAUUAUUGAUUUCAUGAACCUUGUUUCUUAAGCUACAUAUGUUUAACGUGGGCUAUUUUGAGCACUUUUCUUCUGGGAUGCUUACUUGUUUUUAUUGCUUUACUGGGAAGCUUAGCAGCAGUAGAUAUGUUCAUGUUCUUUAUGUUAGUGCAGGGUGAGUUGCAAACAGUGGACUUCAUCCUAGGCCACACCGGCUCAGUCCUAACAGUAUAAAUCUGGUUCUUACAACCUUAUACAUUAGUUGUAGGAUCAGCAGAGGCAUUCAGGGCAGUUAGAGGGACAUAAAUUAGGUGACUUAUAUUGUGUCUACCGACGCCACUGGGGUAAUGUACAUUUGCUGAAGCAUUAUGACAACAGUUGAGCUGGGCUUGGGUCAUUAAUAAGUCAUUGUCUCAACGCAGCCUUAUAAUGCUGUGAAAGGAUCCAGGAACCCAAAUGAUUUGGGUGGAUCCCAUCCUCCUUAUAAAACGUGUUUUGUUUCCAAAAGGUAUCGAAAUUGUCAACAGAAGUUACACCCAUUGAGCUGCAAUAAUGACGUAGCCAGUUAUGAAGUGCAAGUAUCCUGCUAAAGCAUUCAAUGCCACGACUCAGAACAGAUAUGAUUGGUUUUUUGUUGGUGUCUAGCAGAGAGUCAAUCAGCUCUUUAAAAUCAAGUUUCAACUGUUCAGAGCUCCUCUACAUAAUGUCAUUAAAACCCACAUGGACUACGAUAGAAUCGAUUUCCAUCUCCUGACGUUGUACAUUCGCAAGCAGCUUAGUAAUGUAAUGUAAUUUACACGCGCUCCGGGAUAGGACAUUGAUUUUGCACCAGGAACGGUCACAUUUCUUACCAUGGAGCUGCCCAAAAUCACGGCUUGUGAGAAGGACGAGGAAAUCCGGCCACUCCCACGCUUCACAGGAUUCGGAGAACACUUUACGGAUGGGCGAGAGGCAGGAUAACUUGAGCCCGUUGCUCCCAGCGUCUGGUGCAGGCCUCCGACAGAUGGAGAAGCCCUGCUCCAGUACGGCGUAACUAUUCGUUGUUUGUAUCUGCUCCGGGCCUCUCAUUGGGAGUGUAGACCAUGCGACCAUCGUUGAUUGCCUUUCUCCUCAUGCUGUGCUCCUUCGACUCCGCUAUCAGAUGGGGGAGAUCCGGGCAACACCAGCCAGUCGGUGUUGAUCUCUGCAUGUGUGGUUCCCACCGUGAAUCAUGGAGGAGGAGGUGUGAUGGUGUGGGGGUGCUUUGCUGGGGACACUGUCGGUGAUUUAUUUAGAAUUCAAGGCAUACUUACCCAGCAUGGCUACCAUAGCAUUCUGCAGUGAUACGCCAUCCCAUCUGGUUUGGGCUUAGUGGGACUAUCAUUUGUUUUCCAACAGGACAAUGACCCAAAACACCUUCAGGCUAAGUAAGGGCUAUUUUACAGAGAAGGAGAGUGAUGGAGUGCUGCAUCAGAUGACCUGGCCUCCACAAUCCCCCGACCUCAACCCAGUUGAGAUGGUUGGGGAUGAGUCGGACCGCAGAGUGAAGGAAAAGCAGCCAACAAGUGCUCAGCAUAUGUGGGAACUCCUUCAAUACCGUUGGAAAAGCAUUCCAGGUGAAGCUGGUUGCGAAAAUGCCAAGAGUGUUUAAAGCUGUCAUCAAGACAAAGGGUGGCUAUUUGAAGAAUCUGUAAAAAUAGUAAAAAUAAAGAAAAACCUUGGACAGUAGCUUCUUGAGGAAGGGCGGGCAGCUGGAUGAGUCAAGCAACAGGCCUGACGUAGGUUAUGUCCUUGAAUUCGAUCUUCACUUUCCCGUCUGCUCCAGGGAUAAGUGACUUGACAGUUCCAACUUGCCAGAGUGCCCUAGGAGACUGAUCAUCUACAACCAUCACAACCACAAGGUCUUCCUUAUCCUUGUGCCACUUAUGGCGGGUUUGAAGGGCAGGUAAGUAGUUCCGUGUGAAGCAGUGCCAGAAAUGGUCGGCUAGAACCUGGCUGUGUCUCCAUCUUUUGCAACUGAGCAGUUCAGACUCUGGGUAGACCACCUGUGGUAGGGACGAGUCUGGCCGUCCCAUGAGAAGAGAGUUAGGAGUGAUUGGAUCCAGAUCUGUGAUGUCCAACGACACAUAUCCCAAGGGCUUGGAGUUCAAGAUCCCUUCUAUUUCAAUUAGGACAGUCCUCGGCACCUCUUCGGAGAUGGACUGUGCGCCAAGGUGGUUUGCAGGGCAGUCUUGAUGGAUCUGAGCUCCCUCUCCCAGCAUUCUCCAAAGUGUGGUGCACUUGGUAGGUUGAAGGCGAAGCGAAUCUUCUGACUGGCUAACUGUUCCUGGAGCUGUUGGUGAAGAGUCAUGCAGGCCUCCUCUAGCUCUCGCUCCCCUCCCUUGAAAUUUGUACUUCGAUCGGACAGGAUCUCAAAGGGCUUUCCUCUUUGAGCGAUGAAGCGUCUCAACGCCAUUAGGAACGAAUCGGAGUCCAUGUUCGUCAGUAGAUCCACGUGUACAACCCAGGUGGUCAUGCACUUAAAGAUGAUGCCCCAUCUCUUUUCUUCCGCCAAUCUUGAUGAUAUACAGUCCAAUGCAGUCCAUGCCUGUAGAAUAGAAUGUAGGCUUGUGGAGCCGCGGUCAUGCUGGAGGCAGGUCAGCCAUCCUAGGCACAUCAGGCUGGCCUUGCCACUUCCUGCAGUCGUAACUCAGCAAACCCCCUCCCUGGGCCGGGUGCCUCAGCUGCUCAUCAUAUUUCUUGAUCAGCAACCUGGUGAGCGGAUGACCUGGGUUCAGAACUACUGGGUGAAGAACAUCAGGGCACAGCUGGUCACACCUCCGAAGGCGACCUCCAACAUGAAUCAGUCCGGUGUCGUUGUCUUACUCUGGGACCAGCGUCACCAGACGGCUGCUCGGAGACUCUGGCUUGCUUGCCUCAAGUAGGGAGAGGUCUUCUGGGAAGCUCUCAGACUGAGCAUGUCUGAGUACUUUGAGUUCUGCCUGCUUGAAAUUGUCAGCUGAAGGGCUGUUGGCACUACUGGCCACCCCAUGUAGCAACUGCACUGUGCCUUCCACCAGCUCCUGGAAAGUGUUGAACUGGGCAACAUCAGGGAUAGACGACUUGAUGUCCGCUGACAGGAGUCCACAGAAGGUAGGCUUCCGCAGCUCCUCUGUUUCAUCAGGAGGUACUUGGUCUGGUCUUCUCGGCCAGGAUGACUGGACCUGCCACAGGAAUGGAGGACCUUGACUCCAACGGUUGUGUUCUGAAAGCUGAGACAGCGUCUUGCCAUGUGUGAUAUCGUCAGAGCCUCUGGACCACAACCUUGGCCCCUGUGGUGUAUGGGACGAUGAAGCCGAGUGGAUCGUACUGGCUGGCAAGGAUCUGAUAUAUGUUGUGCAUGGUGGGUUCAACUUUCUCUAUGUGACCGUGGUUGUAGCCGAGAGUAUCAGACAGACAUUGCCUUCAUUUUCCAAGGGUGCCCUCUUGGGGUUCCACGCCAUCCUGGGUAAACCACAGCUCACUGCUCUCCGACCUGAACUCUUGAGGUAGGUGUCCGAUGACUGCUUGAAGGUUGCUGGCCCACUGGCGUAGAUCGAAUCCUCCCUCAGCAAGAAGGUUCUUCAGCUUGUCCACCAGUUUCUUGGCUUCAUCCUCAGAGGGGAGGCUUUGUAGACAGUUGUCUACAUAUAAACAGCGUUCUACAGAGAAGCGCACAUCUUCUUCGGGCUCACUGUGGUCGAAAACAUGCUUCUGAAGGGAAAACGUGGCGCAGCAGGGGCUACAUGUUGUCCCAAAGGGAAAAACCUGCCACUCAGGGUAAUCAUCACGGUUUAGGUCUCGCUACAGAAACUGGAGAAGAGGCUGGUCUUCGGUAGCAUGCGGACUUGAUGGAACAUCCCUUUUAUGUCACUGCUGAUGGCCACAAAGUGUUCCCAGAAAUGGAGAAGGACUCCAAGCAGAGUAGCUCCCAAUGUAGGUACGGCAAAGAGUUGUUCAUUCAAGCUCUUGCCUCUGUAGUUGAAGGAACAGUUGAAGAUGACCCUGUUUUUCUCAUUGUGAUGGGCCAUAUGAUGGGGAAUGUACCAACCUUGGUACUCUUGGUUGGUGCAUUGAUUCAUGUAAUGCUGCAUGGUGUUGCAGAAUGGACAAUACUUCCUCGGCUUCUCCCGUGACCUUUCCUCCGGAAAUUGGUUCUGUGAAGAGACUUCGAUUUCAUCCUUUCUCUGCUCACCUCAGUGGAGGAUGGUGGUGGUCUUGAGGAAUGAUUUGUCUUAACGCUGAACUCGGCGUGAGCUAGGGUGGUCCCUGCUUUGGUCGCUACUGAACUGUGUGCCAUCUCCUUGCACUCUCACCUCGUACUCGAGCCACUCUGCCAGGUGAAGGAGGGUUGGAAUUGGUGUCUUGAUGGGGUUCACACAUCUCUUGAAGCUGGCUCUUAAGUCGUGUGGUAACUUAGCUAAGAGGCGGGAGACAUGUUAGCCACACCUCAGUUCUGUCUUUCCAUUACUCCCUAGCUGAUCCAACAUGCCAACCAAGGCACGCACCCUCAAAGCGAAUCUUCGGAAUGCCUUGUUGUCACCACUCUUGAUGUUGGGGCCAUCCAUUAACCCUGCGAUGCGUUGGAGGGCAAGCUGGUGGGGCUGGCCAUACAGUUCUGUGAGGGACUCCAUGAUGUCACUGUAUGGGUACCUGCUGUUGCUGUAGGAGUCAGCAAUUAGCAAAGCCUCUUCCAACUGCAGGUGGCCCACCAAUAUCUGAAACUUGAAGCACUCUGUAACAUCUACAGGCAGCACAUUGUCAUCUUCAGCCUUGCAAACUCUUGUGGGUCUUCAUUGAUGAAGUUGGGGAUAGUAGGAGUUGGUUCACGGUAGACGCGCUCCCGGCUGGGUGGAGAAGGUGUGAGGUAGCGGACUGGUGAGUGCCGACAACGAUCAGGUGAGUAGUCACGGCGGUGACGGUCAGGUGAGUAGUCACGGCGGCGACAGUCAGGUGCGGGCUGACGACGGCGAUCAGGUGUAGGCUGACCAUAAUGGUCAGGUGAGUAGUCGCGGCGUCGAUGGUCAGGUGUGGGCUGACGACGGCAAUCUGGUGUAGGCUGACCACAGCGAUUAGGUGAGGGCUGAAGUUGGCGAUCAUGUGAAGUCAGCCCUCUAGGUGGCGCUGUAGGGCUAUGAGUUCUGCAAUGAAAAGUGACCGGUCUCGCUGGUGUGAUGGCUCACGAUGGCGAGGGGUUGACCGAGUAGAUGAUGACGAUGAGGAUGACUGGUCUGAGAAAGAGAACCCUCUGAUCCGAAGGUUGUCAAUGAGCUGCUCUAUCUUGUCACGCUGCCUUUGUGACUGCAGUUUAUCAUCUCUGGUUGUCACCAGCUGUGCCCGCUCAGGC
This is a messenger RNA of Coregonus sp. 'balchen', 19316 nucleotides long. NCBI's taxonomy places the organism in Eukaryota, Metazoa, Chordata, Actinopteri, Salmoniformes, Salmonidae. The record is from the annotation of a GenBank genome assembly.